AUGAUGGACACAGCGUCUUCGCAGGCGGCUACUAUCGAAAAGUUCAUUGAUGGAUGGAAACGGUGGAACGCUACUGAUAUGCUGGCCGUCUUUGCCGAUGAUUUUACUCAAGUAACGCUCCCCUUUGGCUUGGGGGUUCCAGAGAGGAAACGGGACGCCGUGGAACGUGCCCUCCCGGCUUUAGUGGGUAUUGUCAGCAAUUACAAGUUGACUGUACACGAAGUGUUGCAUGAUGCGGCCAAAAAUAAGGCAGCAGUAUAUGCGGUCUCCACUGGGGAGUCUCCUUUUGGUCCAUGGGAAAUGGAAUAUGCCGCGUUUCUGCACUUCAGCAAGGCCGGGGACAAGAUUGUUCGGCUGGAGGAGAUGCUAGACUCAGCUUUCACAAAAGACUUUGCUCCAAAGUUUCAGAAGUAUCUGCAAGAUCGGCAAGCAGAGUGUCGGGCUUAA
Colletotrichum abscissum is the source of this 447-nucleotide messenger RNA. RefSeq lists its product as uncharacterized. NCBI's taxonomy places the organism in Eukaryota, Fungi, Ascomycota, Sordariomycetes, Glomerellales, Glomerellaceae. The record is from RefSeq and is a predicted model, not a curated record. The transcript has 2 exons. Bases 1 to 447 code for a protein of 148 amino acids.